GCCGUUGUAUGGACUUGGUUACUACUUUAGCUGCCGUGGUUUAGGUAGUCUAGUCUACACUGCAUAUUGUACAACACUACAUACAUACUUACCUACAUCCUAAGCCGCACAGAUUCGGGCAAGGACGAGACCUCCAGGGAAGAGGCAGGGAACGGGGAAGAAAGUACCCUUGACUCGUGAUGUAGCUGUGGGUGUAGGUAUGUUGCGUGUGAUGUAGUCGCCGCUCUCGCUCGCAGCUCGCAGCCAACUUAUACUUCCCAGGUUGGGGUUGUGUGACAUAGUGUACCAGGCCGGUUCGGUGCUUCUUGAAGUUAUAACAAAGACGACCUCGCACUGCCUUGUCCUCUCUUUUCUUUUUUCCCCCAGUCCUGCCUAACCACUUUCAUCUCAAAUCCAUUACAUGUGACUUAAAAGAAGAGACAUAUACCAAAAGCUCUUCUCCUUACCCAUCCCGAGAUAAAUACCCGUCGUACGACGUCGUGCCAUACAAGCCCGGUCCUUUGUCUCUUCCAUCAUCCAACUCGUCGACUUCUACGCACCACACUGCCAACGUGACUGGACCCUCAUUAAACCAGAACAUAUUCUCCUUCUCCUUCUCCUGGCUCCCUGACGGACUUUUUAAAGUCAACUGGCCUUUGCACUUAUAUCUUGUCCUUUGUGCACUUCCUUCCUCCCCACGGAUACGCACAAGAUACACAUCCAGUCAUCCCAUCAUCCAUCUAUCGCCUCUCACAACUUAUAUUCGCCAAGAUGACGCCAUUAUAUCUUUGCAACGCCUCCAAUAUAAAUCCUGCCGCUGUCGCCGCUUCCUCAUCAUCAGCAACAGUCGUAGACACCUCAGCAUCGUCACUAUCGUCGGCUCACGUAUCAGACAACACCACAAGACGGCCCAGCAAUGUCAUCAUGCACCCUCCCAGGCCCAAGAAGAAGAAGACUCACAGCACGGAUCCUUACCUGCGCGACUCUACCCUCGUUGCAGAGGCUGCGCGGCGUGCUCAGCUAUCUCUCAUGACGAGGGACAUGGAGGACGUCAGUAUAUCGUCAUAAAUCGAUCCGGAAUACCAAUGCGCUUUGCUCGCGUGCUCGACCGAGGUACCUAAUUUGCAUUACCUACGCUUCUUUAUUGUACCUAUCACCUCGUCGCCUGGCUGCGCGCUAUACCUUCCCCCAGGUUUCCCAAGUCAGCCACGAACGAGCGCAACGCAAUGCACGAUUCGACUAGGGUCGUCGUCUCAGUCCCGAACAAACUCGACGCUCUCCAUAUGUGUGGAUCGUAUAACACCACGUGCCGGAGAACCGCGGGACCGGGCUCUUGGCCUUACCCAGGUGCAAAAAAAAAAAGAAAAAAGAAAAAAGCAACUCAUAAUUCCUAAUAACCGUCUCAAUACCCGUCUCAUCUCUCCAAUUUCCCAGGGUCACAAGGUCACGCUGUUUUAUUAUUACCAAUAUCCUUUACGUACCUCCGUUUUCUAUUUUGCAUGACACGGUAUAUUCCGAGGCGUUCUUCACGAUUGUUAGCAUAUCACCAUUGGUGCAGCUGAUGCGGGACAUCCGCCAAUGUCCUCCUUCCAAGCCAUCUCGACGUCAUUGUGAUGGAUGGAUCUCCGCGUUAUACCGGAAACGAGGACUCUCUGCCUGCAAGCACUGGAGGAGAAUGGGGGGAUGGAGGAAGACGAGUCCUCAAACCGCUUGGCAUGCAUACGACUGGUGGAACCCCAUAUUUGGAACUGGGACACUACCAGCACCACGGUGCAGCAUAUUUAAAAACCUGUAUCAUGGACCCCAGUACGCUACAUUGCGCUAGGACAGAUUCAUCAUAUUCUUGGGCAAAUUGGAAUUCCCCAACCAGGCGGAACCAGGAGCAGCACAUGUAGGCGUGAGGCACAGCCAGCCGAAACGAACCCACUGCCCAAUCAACUUGGCGACCCUGGAAGACAUGGGAGACAGGAGAGCUAGGUACUAUGCUCGGGGCUGGAAUCGUCAUGUGCUUUGAUUCCUAGGUGCGAGGAUACGGAUCCCAGGAGGAACUAUGGACAACCCCGUGACUCGGGUAAAAGAGGCUGGAACUACUCGGGACUGGUUGUCUAUGGUCGGGGAUCGAAUCCCAUCCUACCUACCUAGCUCCUCGCUGUAUCAAUAGUUCAGUAGUACGGUAUAGUGAAUGCGGUGGGGGAAUGGCACCAAGAAGGAGUUCCCCGCGGAUCUAGUCCGAAGCCCCCCCGUAAUUGGGGAAUAUUACAAUGGAAAUUCAAUCAAUCAAUGAAAGCCAGUCAAAUCUCCAAAA
This is a messenger RNA of Xylaria bambusicola, 2284 nucleotides long. RefSeq lists its product as uncharacterized. Bases 751 to 1047 code for a protein of 98 amino acids. NCBI's taxonomy places the organism in Eukaryota, Fungi, Ascomycota, Sordariomycetes, Xylariales, Xylariaceae. The record is from RefSeq and is a predicted model, not a curated record. The transcript has a single exon.